AACAACAAAGAUAUUUGGUUGAAUUCGUGCUGGAGAGUAUGCGAAUAUCUCAUUAAAAUUUCAAUAGUCGCUUGCUGAGUGCUACCAAGUUUUGUUUUACUCAUUUUAGAACCAUUUUCCUAUUGUGAACGGCUCAAAGAAGAAAUUACUGUCAAAAUAAUAAAAAUUGUUACACACAAAUUUGAAAUUGAAAAGGGCAGGCGAAGAUAAAUCGUUAAGACAUAGACGGUGGUUGAAGAGUUCAGUGCGACCAAGUAUAUACAAUUCGAUUUCAAGGCUGCCAGUUUGUAUGGAAAUUCGGAAAGUUUGUUCGAUUGGCUUGUCUAUAGCAGUUAGCCAAUCGAUGACAGCUAAUCAUUCAAAGAUAUCACGUGAUGAUAUGUUGGAAUUAUAUUAUAUUAGUACCUAUAUAUGUAUGUAUAUGUCGCGAAGAAAAACAAAUGGAAAUGACGUUAGACGCUAUUUUAAGUAGGUUAAAUGACCUAAAAAUGUCUAUUGGUGGGAUGAUACAGAAGCUUGAGACCGAGUACGAAAUAAUUAACUGGCCAACCUUUCUUGAUAAUUUCGCUAUCAUAUCAAGUCAUUUAACAGGUUUGUCAAAAAUCCUCGCUAAAGAAGUUUGUCCACCGCUACGUAAUCGUACGGUUCUCCCAUUAAUGUUAUCGCAAGACCGUGAUGAGUCGUUAAUAAAUCUUACACAGGGACGCGUUCCCGUGUUUUCACAUGACAUUGUACCAGAUUAUUUGCGCACGAAACCGGACCCACUUACUGAACAAAAGCUAAAUCAAGGUGAACAAAAGGCUGCGAAUUUAACGACAGAAGCGGCAAUGAAACAAGUAACACAGUACAAUAAAGUCGUGUCUCACGUACUAGAUAUGGUUUGUAAAGCUCGGGAGGAAUGGGAGAUUGAAUCAUCCACCAGAGCAGGAAUUCAACAAACAAGCAGUAUGGCAGAUACCCAUGCGCUGGUCGCCGCGGUGGGAAUGGGCAAAGGUUUAAAAGUCAACGUUCCAUUAAAUGUGGCAACAGGACCAGCCAAUAUGAUGGUUCCGCCUCAACGUGCUUCUGCACCGAUUACUUCGGUCAGUCCAGGUGGUGUCGGUCAAAUUAACAAGGCUCCCUCCGGCAUUAAAACAAAUAUAAAACCUGCUAUGCAAGUUCACCAAUUUUCACGAUAGUCAAUAAUUUAUAUACUUUAGAAAUUUAUCAUACGAUGAUUUUAUAAAAUUCUAUUUAUAAUUCGUUUAAGGGGUGAAUUGUUAAAUACUUAAGAGCUAGCUAAUGUUAGUCUAAUAUUUUGAUACGGUGGUUGAAAACGGAAUCACUACUGUGGUUGGGUGAACUCUGUUUCGGAAAACUAUUAAUAUAUUGGCAACCUGUUCCAACACACUCAAAAUUAUAUUUCAAAGCGCUUAAAAAAUAUAUUUAAUUCCAUUUUAA
Messenger RNA from Zeugodacus cucurbitae (melon fly), 1440 nucleotides. RefSeq names its product mediator of RNA polymerase II transcription subunit 8 (gene MED8). The transcript is spliced from 4 exons. NCBI's taxonomy places the organism in Eukaryota, Metazoa, Arthropoda, Insecta, Diptera, Tephritidae. The record is from RefSeq and is a predicted model, not a curated record. Gene Ontology annotation, biological process: regulation of transcription by RNA polymerase II. Gene Ontology annotation, molecular function: RNA polymerase II cis-regulatory region sequence-specific DNA binding; transcription coregulator activity. The coding region runs from base 375 to 1178 and encodes 267 amino acids. Gene Ontology annotation, cellular component: mediator complex; core mediator complex.